This is a messenger RNA of Hemibagrus wyckioides, 6312 nucleotides long. RefSeq names its product multiple EGF-like-domains 10 (gene megf10). The transcript has 25 exons. The record is from RefSeq and is a predicted model, not a curated record. NCBI's taxonomy places the organism in Eukaryota, Metazoa, Chordata, Actinopteri, Siluriformes, Bagridae. Gene Ontology annotation, molecular function: protein binding; scavenger receptor activity. Bases 296 to 3676 code for a protein of 1126 amino acids.
GCUGCUCUGAGUCUCGAGCUCCACACUGCACCUCACGCGCUCUGUCCUGCUGCAGGUCAGGAGAUGCUUACAGGAUUUCUGUGUUUCUUCUUCUGAAAACACCUCCAUGUCUCAUCGCUUUACCAGACCCAUAGCCUUUAACUUUAGUUAACAAUCCCUGGAAGUGGAAGUGUGAACGCAUAUUUUGAGGAAACUCUCAUCUUAGAAACUUUGACCGCAGUGCGCGCGCGCCUCAAAGCGGAUCCAUGAGUUUGGACCGAGUUGGUACUUUCGCAUAGAACUGGUAUUUCCCACAAUGAUGCUCUCCCUCCUGUGGCACUGUGUCUUUGUCCUCCUGGGCUUGUCUUGCUGCCUUAUGGGAGUGACAUCAUCUCUGAACCUGGAGGACCCUAAUGUCUGCAGCCACUGGGAAAGUUACUCGGUCACCGUGCAGGAGUCCUACGCACAUCCGUAUGACCAGGUGUAUUACACCAGCUGCACUGACAUCCUCACAUGGUUCAAGUGCACACGCCACAGGGUGAGCUACAAGACGGCAUACCGAAGGGGAAACAAGACCAUGUAUCGCCGCAAGUCUCAGUGCUGCCCAGGUUUCUAUGAGAGCAAGGAGAUGUGUGUUCCACACUGUGCUGAGAAAUGCGUGCACGGCCGCUGCGUGGCCCCCAACACCUGUCAGUGUGAACCCGGCUGGGGAGGAGCCGAUUGCUCCAGCGCAUGUGACAGUAGUCACUGGGGUCCUCACUGCAGUAACCGGUGUCAGUGUAAAAAUGGAGCACUGUGUAACCCCAUCACAGGAGCGUGUAUCUGCACAACUGGCUACCGUGGUUGGCGGUGUGAGGAGCGCUGCGAGCCAGGCACCUAUGGUAACAACUGCCAGCAGAAAUGCCAGUGCCAAAACAAUGCCACCUGCCACCACGUCACAGGGGAGUGCACAUGCAGCCCUGGGUAUACUGGAGCAUUUUGUGAAGAUCUGUGUCCUCCAGGUAAACACGGGCAGCAAUGUGAGGAGCGCUGUCCCUGCCAGAACGGUGGAGUGUGUCACCACGUAACUGGAGAAUGUUCCUGUCCUUCCGGCUGGAUGGGAAUGGUGUGUGGACAGCCCUGUCCCAAAGGGCGCUUUGGUAGGAAUUGCUCACAAGAAUGUCAGUGUCACAAUGGAGGAACCUGCUCUUCCUCUACAGGAGAGUGUUAUUGCAGUCCAGGCUACACUGGGGAGAGGUGCCAGGAUGAAUGUCCGAUUGGCAAGUACGGUGUGAACUGCCGCCAGACUUGUCGUUGUGAAAACGGAGCCAAGUGUUACCACAUUAGCGGUGCUUGUCUGUGCGAGCCAGGUUUCACGGGAGAGAUGUGUGAAACCCGAAUCUGCCCAAAGGGCAUCUACGGCCUCAAGUGUGACAAGAAGUGCCCGUGCCAUGCCCCAAACACCCAAAGCUGCCACCCUGUAUCAGGUGAGUGCUUGUGCCAGCCUGGUUGGUCAGGUAUCUACUGCAAUGAGACGUGUGCACCAGGCUUCUACGGCGAGGAGUGUCAGCAGGUGUGUCAGUGUCAGAAUGGUGCAGACUGCCACAGCGUGAACGGAGAGUGUAUCUGUGCUCCAGGCUUUCAGGGCGCAGAUUGCUCUAUACGCUGUCCAGAAGGGAUGUAUGGGGUGAAUUGCUCCUCCGCUUGCACCUGUAAGAAUGGAGCUAAGUGCUCACCUGUGGAUGGAUCCUGCACAUGCAAAGCAGGCUGGCAUGGAGUGCACUGCUCUAUAAACUGCCCCAGCGGCACGUGGGGACUCGGCUGUAACCUCACCUGCAUGUGUGGGAAUGGUGGAGCGUGUAAUGCUCUAGAUGGCCAGUGUACCUGUGCUCCAGGCUGGAGAGGUGAACGAUGUGAUGUGCACUGCCAGGAUGGGACGUAUGGCAUGGAUUGUCGAGAGCGUUGUGACUGCAGUCAUGCUGAUGGCUGUCACCCUGCAACUGGACACUGCCGCUGUCUCGCAGGCUGGACAGGGAUCCACUGUGACAGUGUGUGUGCUGAGGGUCGCUGGGGGCCAAACUGCUCUCUGCCCUGUAACUGUAAGAAUGGUGCAUCUUGCUCACCUGAUGAAGGCACGUGUGAAUGUGCUCCUGGAUUCAGAGGCACCACCUGCCAGCGCAUCUGUUCUCCAGGUUACUUCGGGCACCGCUGCAGUCAGGCGUGUCCCCAGUGUGUGCACAGUAACGGCCCGUGUCAUCAUGUGACAGGCCAGUGUGACUGUCUCCCUGGAUUUAAAGGAGCUCUUUGCAAUGAAGUGUGUCCCAGUGGCAAGUUUGGGAAGAAUUGUGCCGGGACAUGCACCUGCACCAACAACGGCACGUGUAACCCCAUCGACGGCUCGUGCCAGUGUUACCCGGGCUGGAUUGGCAGUGACUGCUCACAGCCUUGUCCUCCUGGUUACUGGGGCCCUAACUGCAUCCACACAUGUAACUGCCAUAAUGGAGCGUACUGCAGCGCAUAUGACGGAGAAUGCAAGUGUACACCAGGAUGGACCGGUCUUUACUGCACACAACGCUGUCCGUUAGGUUUCUAUGGUAAAGACUGUUCCCAGAGCUGUCAGUGUCAGAAUGGUGCAGACUGUGACCACAUCUCUGGGCAGUGUACCUGCCGCAGAGGCUUCAUGGGACGACACUGUGAACAAAGAUGUCCGCCUGGUACAUACGGUUUUGGCUGUCGGCAGGUCUGUGAAUGCUUAAAUAAUUCCACUUGUGAUCACAUGACUGGGACGUGUUACUGCAACCCAGGCUGGAAGGGAUCCCGAUGUGACCAAGUUGGUGUAAUCAUCGUAGGCAACACUAACAGUCUGACCAGUGCAGCAGUUCCAGUUGAUUCCUAUCAGAUUGGUGCCAUUGCUGGAAUUAUUGUCCUGGUGCUCAUGGUGCUCUUCCUCCUCCUCCUCUUUAUCAUCUACCGCAAAAAGCAGAAGGGAAAAGAGCCUGCAAUGCCGUCUGUCACUUACACCCCUGCCAUGCGGGUUAACACAGACUACACCAUUGCAGAUGCAGUACCACAAACAAAUGAGGUUCAUCCCAACAGUAACUACUUCUCUAACCCCAGCUAUCACACUCUGGCUCAGUGCACCAGCCCACCUCAUGUCAACAACCUGCCUUAUGGAAAAGCGAAGAACAACCAGUUGUUUGUGAACCUGAAGAAUGUGGAGCAGAGAAAAAGACCUUCUCUGAUGGAGCACACUGGAACGUUGCCUGCUGACUGGAAACAGGGCAGCUGCUUCAACGAGCUCGGAGCAUAUGGAGUUGACAGACGUUACCUUGGAAAAUCUCUUCGAGAUCUGGUAAAAGCCGUGCCCUACCACGCCAGCUCCUGCUCCCUAAACUCAGAGAACCCCUAUGCCACGAUUAAAGACCCACCUCUCCUACUGCCCAAGAACACAGAGUGCGGCUACGUGGAGAUGAAGUCACCUACACAGAGAGACUCUCCCUAUGCGGAGAUACACAACUCCAGUCCUACAAACAAAAACGUAUAUGAAGUUGAGCCAACAGUUAGUUCAGUCUACACAUCUGCCAACAACAACUGCAACGGACCAUUUGGCCAGGACCCUUACGACUUACCAAAGAACAGCCACAUCCCCUGUCAUUAUGACCUGCUGCCCACGCGAGACAGCACGCCGUCCCCCCAGAAAGAGCUGGAAAAGGAAUGAGCUCUCAGAGACCUGACCAAAACACACCAUUCCCACUGCGACCAACACACCUUCUGUGGUUCCUUCAGCCUCACAUAGUGGCUUAUUAUACACUUUCUGCAUAUCUCCACACCAGUAUACUACUUUUGAAAGUUUUUUGUUUGUUUGUUUACAGCUGUUUAAGUUUCUUUCUUUUGUUUUCUGUAGUCUCAUGAUAAUCAUUCUUAAUCUCUUCUUAAUUCUUUUCUUACGUUAAGAAACAUAUUUCGAAUUUCUGUUUCUUUCAGUAGCAAAAACCCAUAUUGGAAAUAAGAUGGAGGGAUUUCUAUGAAGGAGGUGAUGUUAUAUAGCAGAUUUACACAGUAACUUUUCUCAAACGAAUCAUUCCAUUGAUGAAAACAUAUCUCUUGGAAAUACAGAGUGAACCUUGAAUUUAUUUUUGUAAAAAAAAAAUAUAUAUAUAACUGUUUUGAGACUUGUUCAGUAUUUGAUGCCGGAAAGGCGUUUGGAUUGUGUGUGUUUUUUUUAUUUAGAGUUAAUAUUACCACCAUCUGUGUUGAGAAUUUGUGUUUUCUCAGCAACUCUGCGUUAUUCACGGCCGUUUUAGGAGCUCAGGGUGCACCGAUCCGAUACCAAGUAUAUUAUCAGGGCUGACUUUGGUCUGAAUUGCUGGAGUGGAAUAGGAUUUUUCAGCUAGUGUAAUGCAGAUACAAGUCAAGAGCUCAGUUAAUGUUCACAUAAAACAUCAGAAUGACACAAAAGUGAUCAUAGAAACUUUCACUGUUAGAUGGCUGUUGGUGCUAGACAGGCUGAUUUCAAGCUUUUCACAUACAACCUGUCUAAGAAAAGAUUAGAAAAUAGCAAGGGUUUUUUCCAGUUUGUAAAUUCCCAGUUUGGUGAGUCUGUGCACCUCAUAUUCCUGUACUGGGCUGGCAGGACUGGAACCUCAUGUGGUUUUCCUGUCAGCUCGAAGCAGUCUGGCCACUGUCCUCUGACCUCUCUCAUCAACUAUGGCUUUAGUUUACACAAUACACAAACUGUUCCUUCUGGCACCAAUGACCCGACCACGGUCAAAUGGUUUUAUCCAUUUGUCUACAGCUCUUGGCCUGUAUGUGAAAAAAAUGAAAAAUUAGAGCAUUGCUCUAAUUAGCUAUAAUUAGAUAGAUUGCAUGAAUAGGUUUAUGUCUUCCUAGGAAAAUUGGUGUUUUUUCUGAUCCACUGACACCAUGAUUGUGUCACAGCUGGCUGAGAUCAUGACUCGACAUCAGUAUCAGAUCAGUAACAAGUAUCAGUAUAUUCUCAGACUCUGAUAUUGGCAUUAAUUAAAACUGAAAAUGCAAAACGUGGCAUUCGGUGCAUCCUUUGUUAGCAGGCUUUGUUAUCAUCCAUACUAAAUUUAACCAAAGGACAAAGUGCCAUAAUUAAUGCUUUGUUUCUUCAUGUGUAUUGACUCUUCUGGUAUUUAUUAGAUGACUGCUCAUCAGUUCUGUUCUGUGUAGCCCAAGGGUGUAUACUCACCAAAUCACUAAUACUGUGAUCAGAGCUACAGUUAACACUUUGAUCCCAAAUACAGUAACACACCUCUGCCUGUAAUGACUUUAUCCGCCUCCAGGGGAAAUAUUUAGACAUUUUAAAUGGAAAUUUAAAUGGAAACAAUUGAUUAUCACCUGAGAGCAAAACACGACCUUAACACAAAAUGCUUAAGCUGGACUUUUGCAGUGAAGUGAAGUUGACUGACAUUAAGAUCAAUUCUGGGUCAAGGGGUUUGUUUUAUUUGGACACCAAACUUUUUUUAAAGUCUUUAUAUGUCAUGUAAAAUUUUGCAUCGAAUCGAACGAACACAGACAGACGACAGUCUUAAUUUCCUCUGAGCCAGAUGUUACAUUUGUAUUAUAAUAAUAAUAAUAAUAAUAAUAAUAAUAAUAAUAAUAAUAAUAAUAAUAUGCAUUUGUAUAAUUGUAUAUAGCUCUUACUUAUAGAAAAAAGCCAUAGGACAUAGGACAUUAUGUUUGGGAAGUGUGUGAAAAAUACACUCAAUACCGUGUCUCCUGUUUGUAAUGUUAAUUAGUAUUUCAUGGAAAACUCUGCUCUGUGUCUUUAUUUAGGUUAAGUUACAGUUUUUCUUUCUUUUUUCUUUUUUAAAUAAAAAAUUAAGCCCCAUUUACAAAUUACAGCAUGUCGAUUGCUGCUUAAACAUGCAGAAUAUUUCAGUCUCUGUUGGUCAUAUUAGUGACCAGUACAGGUGCAUUUCAGUGAAACACCUCCCUAACAGGACGAAUGUUGUUUAAAAGAUUAUUCCCAUUCAAUAUUAUUCAAAAUGGCAUUUCUAUAUUGAUCUUUUUUAUUUUUUUAUACUGUUUUCUUCACAGUAAUUUAGAUGUUGAUAGAUUAUGGUUGGAAAAGCCGGUGCAGAAUUGUUUUAACAGAACUGGGAGGUUAUAUAUAUAUUUUUUCCUUAAUAUUGUGUGUUUUAUAAGAAUGGAAUGAAAUUGCACAGCCGUCAUCCUUUUCCCCAAAGAACACCCAUGACAAUGGUAUUUGCCUCCAGAUUCCCACUUUUCUUACAUGCUUUGUUUUGUAUUUUUAUUUUUCUGUAGUGUAUGUGUACUGUUUGUGAAAUUUGGCUUUACAAUAAAAUGACAAAAUGUGUCACAUCA